AUGAUAUAAUAGUAUAAUUACUAUUCUAGUCUUCAACCUUUCUUAAUCUCUUCGCUUUAAUCUCAUUAAACUCUCCGCAUUAAUCUUUAUGAUAUAAUAAAUUCAAAUUAAGAAUUGUAAGAAUUAAGUUCUGCUUUGGCAAAGUGCACUAAUCUCUCAAAUUUGACACUUGAUCUUACGUUAAAUACUAUUGAUGACGAAGGUGCAUCAGGAUUAGGUUUUAAUUUAGCAAAUUGUGCUAAUCUCUCAAAUUUGACAAUUAAUCUUGGCAGUAAUCAUAUCGGUGCAAUCGGUGCAACAAAAUUAGGUUUUGGUUUGGCAAAAUGCACUAAACUAUCAAGCUUGACACUUAACCUUUGUAACAAUUAUGACGGUGCAUGUUUAGAUUCAGCUUUAGCAGGCUGCACUAAUCUCUCACAAUUGACACUUAAAUUUAAUUGGAAUCGUAUUGAUGCAAAUAGUGCAGCAGAUUUUGCUUUUGGCUUAGCAAAGUGUACAAAUCUCAAAAAUUUGGAUCUUGAAUUCGGAAUUAAUUAAAUUGGAGAUACAGGUACAUUGGCAUUAGCUUCUGCUUUAAAGAAUUGCACUAACCUCGCAAAUUUGACACUUAACCUUAUGAAUAAUUAAAUUAAUGAAAAGGGUGCAUCAGAGAUAGCCUAAGCUUUAGUAAAAUGCACUAAUCUCUAAAAUUUGAAUCUUAAAUUCGAUCAUAAUGAAAUUAGGGGAAAAUAAGCAUCAGACAUUGUUUAUGCUUUAGUAAAUUGCACAAAUCUCUCCAAUUUGACACUUUAUCUUAACCAAAAUAUAAUAAGUGAUGAGAUUGUUUUUCGAGAUUUAUUUUCUGCUUUAGGAAAAUGCUUUACUCUCCUUGGAUUGCAAAAAAGUAAUUCUACUUAGAUAAAUCGCACUAAUCUCUCAAAUUUAACACUUGGUCUUGGUGACAAUAGAAUUGGUGCAAAGUUUAUAAAAGGAAUAAGUAAUGCUUUAUAAAAGUUCGUUAAUCUCUCAAAUUUGAAACUUUGUCUCAGUGAUAAUUAAAUUGAUGCAAAUGGAGCAACAGAGUUAGGUUCUGUUUUAGCAAAGUAUAUUAAUCUCUCAGAAUUGGUACUUAAUCUUAAUGAUAAUAAAAUUGGUGAUAAAGGAGCAUUAUGCUUAAGUUAGGCUCUAUUAAGCUGCUCUAAUCUCUCAAGUUUAACGCUCGGACUUUAAAGAAAUAAAAUUAGUUCAAAGUUUGUAUCAGGAUUAGGUCAUGUUUUAGCAAAUUGUGCUAAUCUUUCAUUUUUUGUACUUAAUGUUAGCUACAAUUUCAUUGAUAAAAUUAAUUUAUCCGGCUUAGAUUCUACUCUAUCAAAGUGCACUAAUCUCUCUAAUUUGUCACUUAAUCUUAGGCGUAACGAAAUUAGAGCAAUAGAUACAACAUACUUAGGUUAAGUUUUAGCAAAGUGCACUAAUCUAUCAAUUUUAACACUUAAUUUUGGCGAAAAUCAAAUUUGUGAUGAUGGUGCAUCCGGAUUAAGCUCUGGUUUAGCAUGUUGCACUAAUCUCAAAAGCUUAAUACUUAAUUUCUAUGGUUGUUAAAUUGGUUCAAUUGGUAUAUCAAACUUAAGUUUUGCUUUGACAAAUUGCACUAAUCUCUCAAACUUAGAAAUUUCUGUUGGUUAUGGUAAUUAAAUUUGUGCUGAAGGUGCAUCAAAAUUAGGUUUUGCUUUAGCAUACUGCCGUAAUCUCUCAAAUUUGAAACUUGAUUUAGGUCAAAAUUAAAUUGGUGAAAUAGGAGCGUUAAUCUUUGGCUCUGGUUUAGUAAAAAUCUCUAAACUAUCAAAUUUAACACUUUAUCUCGAUGGUAAUUAUAUUGGCACAAAAGGAAUAUCAGAUAUAAGUUCGGCUAUAGCAAAUUGCACUAAUCUCUCAAUUUUGACACUUUGUUUAGGUUAUAAAAAAAUCUUAAGUUCGCAUAAAUUGACACUAAUGAGCACCUUUCUUAAAUCAAAGAGGCUAGUUAUUAAACAUAUAGAGAUUUGA
Molecule: messenger RNA, 2022 nt
Organism: Tetrahymena thermophila SB210
Lineage: Eukaryota; Ciliophora; Oligohymenophorea; Hymenostomatida; Tetrahymenidae
Product: kinase domain protein
Exons: 23
Biological process (GO): activation of GTPase activity; nucleocytoplasmic transport
Cellular component (GO): nucleus; cytosol; perinuclear region of cytoplasm
Molecular function (GO): GTPase activator activity; small GTPase binding
Source: RefSeq, a predicted model, not a curated record